Molecule: messenger RNA, 2598 nt
Organism: Danio rerio (zebrafish)
Lineage: Eukaryota; Metazoa; Chordata; Actinopteri; Cypriniformes; Danionidae
Source: RefSeq, a predicted model, not a curated record
AACAUUAAUAUACUUUAACAUUCCAACCUGAAAAAAUAUACAUCGCUAAAGAGUUUAUCACUUUCCCCUUCCUCCAGCGUAGUCGCUGCUUUUUAAUAGUUUUAAUUAAUUGCAAAUGUUUUUUUUGUAAAUUUUUAACAUCGUCUAAACUUGCGAAUCUUUCAGGUAUUAAAUUUGAGGUGCCCGGCUGUAGCACUAAACGACAUAAGAACAGAUGACUAAUUUUCGGCCUGAAAUUUAUAAUUUAACAAACAUUUUUUACUUAUCCAGAGUAUAAACAUACUUAUAAAUACAUUUAAAUCGUUUACUUUAAUCAUAACUAUCAGAAUGUGAAUAUAGUUUCAACCAGCACAACAAAACUGAACUCAAUCACCCAUUGUGUCUUUAACAUUAGGAAAAUAUUUGACCUUUAUCCAUAGCUGCUAAUGUUAUCCGUGUCUUUUAUUCAUUUGUACUACUAGUGUAAUUUACUCACUGUGGUCAUUUCAGAAAUAUGCUUUGCACAGACUUAAUAUCUGACCGGUAAUGUACUCUGUUGAAUAUCUUUUAACAGAACUUUAUUUGCUUUGAUUUCAGAAGAAUUAGAGGCCUGAAGAAGAUGAUGAACUAGUGGAGUAAAAGUAAACUAGUAAAAGAAGAGGCAAGAUUUUUUCGCCUGCACUCAGUGUGGAAAGAGAUUGAUUUGGAUGCAAAGCAGCCGUAAAAUUCUCAAGAUGGUCCGCACUGGAGAGAAACCAUUUACAUGCACCCAGUGUGGUAAGAGUUUCACACGAUCAUCACACCUUAAUAGACACAUGAUGAUCCACACCGGAGAGAGACCGUUCACCUGUACCCAGUGUGGAAAGAGUUUCGGAGAAUCAUUAUCCUUUAAUAGACACAUGUUGAUCCACACUGGAGAGAAACCAUUCACAUGUACCCAGUGUGGGAAGAGUUUUACACAAUCAUCAUCCCUUAAUAGACAUAUGAUGAUCCACACCGGAGAGAAACCAUACACGUGUACCCAGUGUGGGAAGAGUUUUACACAAUCAUCAACCUUUAAUAGACAUAAUAUGAUCCACACUGGAGAGAAACCAUACACAUGUACCCAGUGUGGGAAGAGUUUUAGACGAUUUUCAUUAUUUAAUCUACACAUGUUGAUCCACACCGGAGAGAAACCAUUUACAUGUACCCAAUGUGGUAAGAGUUUCAGACGAUUAUCAAACCUUAAUCAACACAUGUUUAUCCACACUGAAGAGAGACCAUUCACAUGUACCCAGUGUGGAAAGAGUUUUAAAGACUCCUCAUCACUAAAUAAACAUGCGCUGAUCCACACUGGAGAGAGACCAUUCACAUGUACUCAGUGUGGAAAGAGUUUUAGAGACUCCUCAUCACUAAAUAAACAUGCGUUGAUCCACACUGGAGAGAAGCCACACAAGUGUGAUCAAUGCGGUAAAACAUUUGCAAGGGGUUCACUUCUGAAGAACCACCUAAGAGUUCAUACAAAGGAGAAACCGUAUUCAUGUUCUGUGUGUGGAAAGGGUUUUACAUGGCAGUCAAGUAUAAUAACCCAUCAGAAGAUCCACACUGGUGUGAGAGAGUAUUACUGCUUUGAGUGUGGGAAGACUUUUGUUACAGCUGAUCAGUUGGAACGGCACGAAAGGAAUCACACUGGAGAGAAACCGUACAUGUGUUCACACUGCGACAAGAGAUUCAGUCAGAUAGCAUCUCUGAAAGCACAUGAGAAGAUUCACACUGGAGAAAAACCAUACACAUGUUCACACUGCGACAAGAGAUUCAGUCGAUUAGGAAAUCUGAAAGUGCAUGAGAGGAUUCACACUGGAGUGAAACCGUACAAGUGUUCACACUGCGACAAGACAUUCAGAGAGCCAGGAAAUCUGAAAGUGCAUGAGAGGAUUCACACUGGAGUGAAACCGUACAAGUGUUCACACUGCGACAAGACAUUCAGAGAGCCAGGACAACUGAAAGUACAUGUGAGGACUCACACUGGAGAGAAACCAUACAUGUGUUCACACUGCAGCAAGAGAUUCAGUCGAUUAGAUAGUCUGAAAGAACAUGAGAGGAUUCACACUGGAGAGAAACCGUACAUGUGUUCACACUGCGACAAGAGAUUCAGUUAUUUAGGUUGCCUGAAAGUACAUGAGAGGACUCACACAGCAAUUUGUUCAAAACGAUGUCCUUCAAGAUAGAGUAGGGUUUUAACCUCGGCAUCCUGGCCAAAUUUGCCCCUGGCCCCUGUCAAUCAUGGCCUCCUAACCAUCCUUAGGGCUCAACAUUACGGACGCUCGGGACAGUAGACAGUAUUGUUUUCUGUGAUCUGUGCUGCCUUGUCACAAAAGUUUAAUUUAGCAGAGACUAUUUGUCAAUUUCCUAUGAAUACUGUCUUAGAAUCGAGGAACAGUGUGUAGUUUUAAGUCUUUGAAUGCUAUCUUCUCUGUGAUGUCGUAAACACCAUAUUGCUUUUCGAUUCCUGUGAAAACAGCAAAGUAACGGCGACAUCAAAUUAUGAGGCUAAAAGAUUGUCUAAAGGCCUGUGCACACCGAGACGUUUUUUUGCUCACGUUUUCCGUUGACGUUUAUCGCUUCGUGACUAAAUAAAGU